CAGCAGGCGAGGCGGGCAUCCCACAUGGGCUGGAUGAAUAGCAGAUCUGUCCUGCAGCUGUGCGCUCUCUCCCACCCCAGGAGAGCACAGAGCCACAGGCAGCCGAGCCGAGAAGCCCACGCAGUCUGUCUGGCACCGCUGUGAGAGGGGACUGGAGGGCAGCAAGAUGGAGUCAGAAAGAGAAAUCGGCAGCAGUCAAACUAUAUCACCUGAGAGUUGAACUGAUACUGCAGAGCAAAGAACAUCAGUAACCAGUCACUGCCUGGGAACUCCAACCCCAGGAGGAACCGGCCCAUCAACCUGAACCAUUAUGCCACCAAGAAGAGUGUGGCUGAGAGCAUGCUGGACGUGGCGCUCUUCAUGUCCAACGCCACGCGGCUGAAGGCAGUGCUGGAGCACGGGCCGUCCUCGCACUACUACGCCGCCCUCAUCGCCCUCAUCAGCGUCUCCCUGCUGCUGCAGGUGGUCAUCGGAAUCCUCCUCGUGGUCAUUGCACGGCUGAACCUGAAUGAAGUGGGAAACCAGUGGAGGCUAAAUCAGCUCAACAACGCCGCCACCAUCCUGGUCUUCAUCACGGUCGUUGUCAAUGUUUUCAUCACAGCCUUCGGGGCACAGAAGACUGGCUUCCUGGCUGCCAGGGCCUCUAGGAAUCCUUCGUGAAGCCACGUGGGACCUAGGAACUGGGCCCGGAACUGCUUCUGCCUCCUUCCUCCCAGGUCUGCCAGGCUCACAGGCAUUUUCCACAGCCCCUGGGAGAGCUUCUGAAAGAGCUGUGUAGACGCACUUGGUCCCUACCCACAGCACCUGAACCGAGACGUUUUGCUGGGCUAAAUUAUCCCAUCCUGGACCGGAGCGCUGAGCUCAGACCAUUCUACCCGGGCAGCGCCCUGAGGCAGACGCGCUAGAGGCUGAGUGAGCCCAGGCUGAGGACUCAGGUUCCGACUCUGCCCCAUUCCUUCGCUCUGUUCCAGGCCUGUUUCCCUUUCUAUAAAUUGAGUUAUUUCUCUCCAUAAAGACUUCUG
Fukomys damarensis (Damara mole-rat) is the source of this 1022-nucleotide messenger RNA. RefSeq names its product ninjurin 2 (gene Ninj2). The transcript is spliced from 5 exons. Bases 340 to 660 code for a protein of 106 amino acids. Gene Ontology annotation, cellular component: membrane. NCBI's taxonomy places the organism in Eukaryota, Metazoa, Chordata, Mammalia, Rodentia, Bathyergidae. Gene Ontology annotation, biological process: cell adhesion; tissue regeneration. The record is from RefSeq and is a predicted model, not a curated record.